AUCAUCACACUUACACCUUCUGUUUCUUCAUACAGCUCUUGCCAAGCACCUGGUUGCCACCAAAACGUGCCACCCUUACCUUGGUUUCUGCUCCCAGCACUCAAGGGGAGUGGGGGCACACGCAGUGAGGUUGGAACAAGUCUCCAUUAUUUUCUUUUACGUCUUGAAGUUCAGUCCAGAGGCGAAACGGCGACUACAGCCGAAUUCCUCCCUUUCAUUUGCCUCCCCAUGGAUAUGCAUUGCAAGGCAGAUCCUUUCUCGGCUAUGCACCCAGGGCAUGGGGGUGUCAACCAGCUCGGGGGGGUAUUUGUGAAUGGAAGACCCCUGCCUGAUGUAGUAAGGCAAAGGAUAGUAGAACUGGCCCACCAAGGUGUGAGACCUUGUGACAUCUCGAGGCAGUUAAGGGUCAGCCAUGGCUGUGUUAGCAAGAUCCUGGGCAGGUAUUAUGAGACAGGAAGCAUUAAACCCGGAGUGAUUGGAGGAUCCAAGCCCAAAGUGGCCACCCCAAAAGUGGUAGAUAAAAUCGCAGAAUAUAAAAGGCAGAACCCUACCAUGUUCGCGUGGGAAAUCCGGGAUAGGCUGCUGGCUGAGGGCAUCUGUGACAAUGACACCGUACCCAGCGUGUCUUCAAUAAAUAGAAUUAUCCGAACAAAAGUACAGCAGCCAUUCCACCCAACACCAGAUGGAUCUGGAACGCCAGUAAGCGCACCAGGGCACACUAUCGUUCCCAGUACAGCAUCUCCUCCUGUCUCCAGCGCCUCCAAUGAUCCUGUAGGCUCUUAUUCCAUAAAUGGGAUUCUGGGUAUUCCUCGUUCAAAUGGCGAAAAGAGGAAACGCGAUGAAGAUGUAUCUGAUGGUUCUGGCCCAAAUGGAGAUUCCCAAAGCAGCGUGGAGAGUUUACGGAAACAUCUACGCGCCGACAAUUUCACCCAACAACAGCUGGAGGCAUUAGACCGAGUCUUUGAACGCCCUUCUUAUCCGGAUGUCUUCCAGACUGCAGAACACAUCAAAUCAGAACAGGCCAGUGAAUACUCCCUCCCUGCACUAACCCCUGGUUUGGACGAAGUCAAAUCUAGUCUAUCAACUUCUGGUAAUGCAGAACUUGGAAGCAACGUGUCAGGACCACAAACAUACCCUGUGGUAACUGGUCGGGAUAUGACAAGUACAACUCUACCAGGUUAUCCUCCUCACGUUCCCCCAACGGGACAAGGCAGCUACCCAACCUCAACCCUUGCUGGCAUGGUUCCUGGCACCAACGUUUCGGUCCACCAUUCGGUCCAACCUGUGGAGUGCUGUUCAUGUCUUUCCAGCUCUAAACCAUGUCUGUUUCACUGCAGGACUGGAAGUGGAAGUGAAUUUUCCGGAAAUCCCUACAGUCACCCUCAGUACACAACGUACAAUGAGGCUUGGAGGUUCAGCAAUCCAGCUUUACUAAUGCCACAUCCAGGGGCUCCGCACCUCCCACUGCUGCCACUGCCUAUGACCGUCACUAAUUACCAUGGAAACCAUAUGAAAGUACAGGGCGAAAACCUAGGCCUCCAUAUUGUACCUGUCUGAACUACUUCAUCUAUGCCUUUGAGAAGAAAUGUGUUUUAAUGUUUGCCUCCUGAAACCAGUCUGCUACUUCUACUGACCUUACUAAGAUACAAAGAGCUGACUGUCUGUACCACAAAGUCAAAGUUGCCAGUAGCACAAUGAAAAUCCUGCCAACUCAUUUGAUGUGACACCGCAUUGUUUCAUGGAAACAUAGUGACUAACUAUUAUUUAUAUUGCAGUUUGUGGGACCUUGCAACAGAAUAUUGUUAAAUGCAACAAUUUUCCUUUAUUACCUGCAGAAAAUUACAUUAAAAAGAAAAAAACGAAAUGCAAUGCAUUAAUACAUGUUUUAAUACUCCAAAGACAAGCAUGUGCUACAAACAAAACAACAGGAGAGACGGUUUUGUACUCAACAAAAGAGACAGAAAGGAACAUCAUUAAGAGACAUUUUCUUCUUGAAACAUGUGUAAGCUACUGAGAAAAGUCAGUGGUUAGAAGGUUUCUGACAGAAUAAUCGUGAAACAAUUAACAAAUGGAGGAUGGAAGUAAUUAAAAAAGUUUCAUUAAGGACUUUGCUCAAGACUUUAAGCAGCAUCCUCCCCCUCUCAGUUUGGAUGCCUUUCAUGCUCCAUUCAUUAUACUGGCAUGUCACAGUAUCUGAAGCAGACAUCAUUGUCAGUGAAAAUAGCACAAUCAGAAGACAGGAGGACAUUUUAAAGCCAAGUGACUAAAGUAAAAAAGAAAAAAAAAAACAACAAAACAACAAAAGGAAUAAUAAAAUAUAUGGAUAUAUAAAUAUAUAAAUAAAUAUACUCUGUUUUUAUGCUUUAUCAUGAAGGUCUGUACAAACACAUUAAAAUAGAUUUUUUUCUAAAAAAAAUGACAAUAAAAAUAGAAAGAUAUCCAUAGGAUCAUAUGAGGGCAGUUCAUGAAAUGUUGUAUCCCCUCUUACCCUUUUUUGUUUUGCACUAGUGUUUUGUGAUAUGAUUUAAGAGGACAACUCUGAGUCCAUGCAUCAAAUCAUUGUGAAUAUUUCACAUUGCAAAAGAAAGUUUAAAAAAAAAAAUGAAAAGGAGGCAAUGUCUUAGUUUUAAAAUAAAAUGGCACUUAAUGAGGCCCACAAUUCUGGUUUACAUUUUGCCUUUACAACAUAAAUUAUUAGGGUAGAAAAUCCAUUAAUCCUGCUAGGCCUCUUUUAAAAUAAAAAUAAAAAACAAACAUCAUCCAAUGUCACUAUA
Molecule: messenger RNA, 2774 nt
Organism: Spea bombifrons (plains spadefoot toad)
Lineage: Eukaryota; Metazoa; Chordata; Amphibia; Anura; Pelobatidae
Gene: PAX2
Product: paired box 2
Exons: 11
Coding region: 229-1557 (442 amino acids)
Biological process (GO): anatomical structure development; regulation of transcription by RNA polymerase II
Molecular function (GO): RNA polymerase II cis-regulatory region sequence-specific DNA binding; DNA-binding transcription factor activity, RNA polymerase II-specific
Source: RefSeq, a predicted model, not a curated record